Molecule: messenger RNA, 1558 nt
Organism: Calliphora vicina (urban bluebottle blowfly)
Lineage: Eukaryota; Metazoa; Arthropoda; Insecta; Diptera; Calliphoridae
Product: gram-negative bacteria-binding protein 3-like
Exons: 1
Coding region: 57-1496 (479 amino acids)
Biological process (GO): carbohydrate metabolic process
Molecular function (GO): carbohydrate binding; hydrolase activity, hydrolyzing O-glycosyl compounds
Source: RefSeq, a predicted model, not a curated record
GUCGGACAUUCACUUCAACAGUCAACACUUACUGAUACGAGUCAAUAAAGAAAACAAUGUCAAGACCAAUAAAUUGUGUGCAUUUGUUAUUAAUCUUUUUCAAUGUCAUACCAUGUUACUGGACAUAUGAAGUACCUACAGCCAAAAUAGAGGUAUUCUAUCCCAAAGGCUUCGAGGUGUCCAUACCACACGAGGAGGGCAUAACACUUUUUGCGUUUCAUGGCAAAUUAAACGAAGAAAUGGAUGGCUUGGAGGCUGGCACUUGGUCUCGUGAUAUUUUAAAACCUAAAGAUGGACGUUGGAUAUUUCGUGAUCGCCUAACCAAACUAAAAUUGGGUGAUACCUUGUAUUACUGGACCUAUGUCAUAUACAAUGGUUUGGGCUAUCGUGAAGAUGAUGGUGUCUUUGUAGUGAGACAAUAUAAUGAAACUGGUAUCGUGGUAACGGAUACACCACCAGUGACCUCGCCUAAUCCUCAGUGUCUAGCCACUGUGACUAGGGUUAAUGGUGCAUCAGUACGCUGUAGUGGCGAAAUUAUAUUUGAAGAACAAUUUGAGGGUCACAGUUUGGAUUCGAGCAAAUGGUCUAUGGAGAGACGUAUACCCCAAGAACCUGACUAUGAAUUUAACAUGUAUCUUAACGAUGUUGCGGAUGUUUUGAAAGUUGAGAAUGGAAAACUAACCAUAAUACCCAAGCCUACUAUUCAUCAUUAUCAUGGUGAUGUAUUUAAGAAAACAUUUUCAUUGGGCUUAUCUUGCACGGGUAAAGUGGACACCGAUGAGUGCGUGUUUCAUCCUAGAACUCAAAAUAAGUUAAACCCUUUAAUAACAGCACAAAUUAAAACGAAAGAUAAGUUUUCUUUUAAAUAUGGCAGAGUGGAGAUAAAAGCUAAAAUGCCCGCUGCCAUGUGGGUGUAUCCGCAAUUAUGGUUGGAGCCCUCAAAGCUUGUCUAUGGCGGCAAUCUGUAUCAUUCGGGCCAAAUGCGUGUGGCUCAUACAAUUGUCAAUGGAGAUGAGCUAUUUCUACAAGGUGGUUUGAUUUUAAAUUCCAACGAACCCUGGCGUUCUGCAAAAAUGUGCCAAUAUAACCUGACAAAUCUCAAUUUGACCAACGAGUAUCACUUGUACGAAUUAACCUGGAAACCUGAUUUAAUAGCCGUUGCUGUGGAUGGUCAAGAAUAUUGUCGCUUGGAGAUCACAAAUGAAGUUCAAGCUUUUAGAAAUCUUGAAAUAUCUGGCCAGUGUUUGCCAAAUCAGGAGCUUUUGAAUGAAGGUUCCAAAUGGGCACCUUUCGAUCAGGAAUUCUACUUGACCCUGGGCUAUGGCAUUGGUGGCAAUAACGACUUUAAGGAGGAUACAGAAUGGCAUGAGCCAAAACCUUGGCCCAAUACCGAUCGACGUUCGAAGAAUACAUUUUGGAAAAAAUAUAGCAGCAAUUUAAAUUGGCUGUAUAAUGGUGAUUUGAAAGUGGAUUUUGUUAAAGUUUAUUCAGUGUGAUUAAAAUUGAAUUAUUUUAUUAAUUUUGCACUUAAGUUGACUAAUAAAAAGUUCAAAGAAAA